Mus musculus (house mouse) is the source of this 4249-nucleotide messenger RNA. Its product is annotated as predicted gene, 53405. The coding region runs from base 2754 to 3707 and encodes 317 amino acids. The transcript has 3 exons. NCBI's taxonomy places the organism in Eukaryota, Metazoa, Chordata, Mammalia, Rodentia, Muridae. The record is from RefSeq and is a predicted model, not a curated record.
ACACAAGAGAGAGAGAGACAGAGAGACAGAGAGACAGAGAGAGGGAGGGGAGAAAUACACACACAAGCAUAACAUAAGAAGAGUAAUGUAACCACAUGUGCACAAACCCCUAAGAUAAAGAUUAUUUUGAAUCAUGAAUUUAAGUAUACUGGUAAAUAAAUGCUGUUAUAUACACCUGUUGUGUGAGUAACAAUUCAGGGAAAUCUCUUCAGGGUCCUCUCCUUUAUCUUCAGUGUUAUCUUCAUGGAAGUGGCAGAUGUCCUGGAAAUUUAAUUUUGCAUCAUAUGGUCCUUUAUUCUUCUUUAAUAACUGUCCCAAGCAUAUUUACACAAUGAGGAAGGGGAUAAUGAGUCCGGUAACACGUGGUGUAUGAAAACGUGCCUAUGUCUGAAAAUUCCACAUGCUUUGCUGUAUUCAAGUCCGUUUCUCAGUGAAUCGAGUGAACUAAAUUCUAACAUUUGAACAGUUUGAAGACACAGAGAUUGCAUGCUUCCUCAUCCUUUCCCUUUGAUCAACAGUGCUGCUUAACUCAUUUUGUUGAACCUUCUCUGUGUUAUAUUGUUUGAUGAUGCAGAGUAUGUUUUGGAGUGUGACUUUUUCAUGUAAGUAGCAUAUCCCAUCCUCAAACCUGGUACUGAAGGGUAAAAGGUGGCUGCUAAGUUAUGAAUUUCAUGGAGGUGUAAGGAGCAACAAAUAUAUGGAGACCUUAUUUGCCAUGCCGCAUCAAAUCCACUUUCAACACUCACAUUUCCUAAGUGUAUCUGGUUGAAUCAGUGAGUGCUCUGGGUAGCCUAUCUAAGCUAGCAUUAUGGAAUUUGAUCACUUGUUUUGUGACCAAAUCCACUGGGCAAAACCCCUUCACAGCUUGGAAUGAAUCCUUCAGACAUUUGAAGUCACUCCUACUGUACCUAGAUAAUGGUUAUGUUAGUUACUUUCUAUGGCUGUAAGAAAAGACCAUGAGAAAGACAACUUCCAGAAGAAAGGGUGUGUUUGAAGUUGGGCUCAUGGUUCCAGUGGAAUGCACACAUCACCAUCAUGGCUCAGGCAGCAGGCAUGGUACUGAAGCAGCAGCAGAAUGAUCACAUAUUGACCUACACAGGAAAGAGAGAACUUUACGAGAAUGGCACCUGUCUAGUGUAAUCUUAAAGCCCAUCCCAGUUACACAUAUCCAACAAAAAGGCCACAACUUCUAAUCCUUUCCAGAAUAGGUCAGCCAUCUGGAGAGCAAGCAUUAUAUGAGCCUAUGGGCCUCUGACAUUCAAGCCACCACAGAGGUGCUGGAUCAAGUCAUUAUAUUCAUCCUCUCUGUGUAACAACAGUCAUGGUGAUGCAGGAUAGCUGAUCAUGCUGUGCUUGUGUUUGAUUGUGUUGUUUACUCAAUAAACUCUUGUCUAGUUAUUGUGUGACUCAGCCUUUGCACCAAACUUUAAUCCCUCUAGCCAGAAUACAGACACCUCCUUAGUAAACACCAUAAUCCUAAACAAUCAAGGUAAAGUUAGUUUGUAGAAUGAAGCACCUUGUCUGAAAGUGAUGUCUAAUUGCAUGGCAGAGAAGUUGAUGAAUCAGAGAAAGUUUUGAUUAAAUAGAAUGUGUCCAACUCUCUCAAGAAGAAAGGAAAGGGAAGCUACUUGAGAGGUAGUGCAGAGAGAAACAGAGAGAGGAGGCAUUUUUACCCAGACAGUUUUAGAGAGAUUCAUUGAAGAGAGAACCAGCAAGACACGGGUGAAGGCAGAAUGAACCAGAGAAUAUGAAGGAGUCAGAAGAUUAGAAAAAAAAUUGCUAGUUAGUUUGAGGUCAAGCAGAACAAAAAACAUCAGAGGCCAAGAGAGAAUCCAGACUGAAUCAGUUAGCAUGGGGAGCAGCUUUGAGCUAGAACACCUGAGUUGAACCAGUCAGCCAGAGAUGAAAAAGAACCAGAAAUAACGGUGUGCUUAUUCAGCAGUAAGUAUGAGAGGCAGAAAAUAUUCUAGGCCUAUGCUAAGUUUCACAGAGGCUAGAAGCUUCCAGGACUAGGUCUAGGUUAUCACUCAAAUGGAGGUAGUAAGCAUCAAAGAUUACAAUUACACCUAGUGCAUAAAAGUUACUUUGACAUAGAGCUAAUAGGUGAGAUUUUGGAAGGCAUAUAUAGAAUCCAUCCAUGGAACUCAGCAAUUCCCCUCUGCUGUAGGUAGUGACAUACUUGAUUCAUGCAUUUUACAAUUCAGCUCCACUGUUCUGAUAUCCCAGGUAUCUAAUGGACAACUGUGGAAGAUCAUUCAUUGGGGAAGGGUUAGUGUAGUGCAGAAGAGAGAGGUUCCUUUUGUUUUCAGAGCACCUCACUGCCCUAUUCACCUCAUCUGGCUGGAAUUCAAAAUUCAGGUCAUAAGGACAGGAGAGGACACAUUUUGUCCUUUCUUUUUAUGUCUUUCCAUUUUGUAGAGAAUGAUGAUGUGAGGUAGCAAAGAGCAGAAGAUAAAAGCAUAACACUAAGCAGGUCCCCAUCAAAGAUUUCUAGAUACUCUGGGCCUUUUACUCAUCAUGCACAAAGGAAGCAGAGGUUGCUAAAUAUCAGAUAGUGUCCUUAGUGAUGAAGUUGGUCUGAAUACAGAAACAUUUUGGGGACUAUAAAUCAAGAUUCUGACAUUAGCAGACAGGUGAUAAAAUGAAUAAAAUCAGUGAAACUUUAAAUCAAAAGUAACAUUGCCAAUUUUCCUUAUAGGUGCGAGGAAAUAAACCACCUAUUUUCCGUACCUUUCCUCGGAAGCAUAGAAUUCAUGUGCUUGAGGCUCCUGGUGACAUUGAGCCAACUCAUUCCACCUGUGCUGCUGACAGCAGGGCUCCUGCUGAUGCUGAGCCAAAUUCUUCCACCUGUGCUGCUGUCAAUGGGGCUCCUGCUGGUGUUGAGCCAACUACUUCUUCCCAGUGUGCUCCUGACUGUGAGGAUCCUGCAGUCAUUGAGCCAACUCAUUCCACUUGUGCUGCUGACCGCAGGGCUCCUGCUGAUGCUGAGCCAAAUUCUUCCACCUGUGCUGCUGUCAAUGGGGCUCCUGCUGAUGUUGAGCCAUCUACUUCACAACUUGUUCCUGACAGUGGUGCUCCUGGUGAUGUUGAGCCAACUACUUCCCAGUGUGCUCCUGACUGUGAGGAUCCUGCAGUCAUUGAGCCAACUCAUUCCACCUGUGCUGCUGACAGCAGGGCUCCUGCUGAUGCUGAGCCAAAUUCUUCCACCUGUGCUGCUGUCAAUGGGGCUCCUGCUGAUGAUGAGCCAACUACUUCUUCCCAGUGUGCUCCUGACUGUGAGGAUCCUGCAGUCAUUGAGCCAACUCAUUCCACAUGUGCUGCUGACAGCAGGGCUCCUGCUGAUGCUGAACCAAAUUCUUCCACCUGUGCUGCUGUCAAUGGGGCUCCUGCUGAUGUUGAGCCAACUACUUCAGAACUUGUUCCUGACAGCGGUGCUCCUGCUGAUGUUGAGCCAACUACUUCCCAGUGUGCUCCUGACUGUGAGGAUCCUGCAGUCAUUGAGCCAACUCAUUCCACCUGUGCUGCUGACAGCAGGGCUCCUGCUGAUGCUGAGCCAAAUUCUUCCACCUGUGCUGCUGUCAAUGGGGCUACUGAUGAUGUUGAGCCAACUACUUCUUCCCAGUGUGCUCCUGACUGUGAGGAUCCUGCAGUCAUUGAGCCAACUCAUUCCACCUGUGCUGCUGACAGCAGGGCUCCUGCUCACAUAGAACCAACUCCUUCACAACUUGCUCCUGACAGGGGUGCUCCUGCUGAUGUUGAGCCGACUCAUUCCACCUGUGCUGUUGACACCAGGAUUCCUGCUGGCAUAGAACCAAGUCCUUCACAAUGUGCUCCUGACAGUCCUGCUCCUUCUGAUAUUGGUGAGGAAUCCAGUCCUGUUGCUGACCCAGAUGAAGAUAUAGCUGAGGAUUUUUAUGACGCUUUAGAGUCAUCUGAUCACACUGGCCAUAGCGGGUCCACUGUCCAGAUACCUGGUUUUCUUUGGGAACCAGAUAUGCUACUGCUGCCGGUAAUGCCCUUGAUGUGGUUUCUUACAUUCCUGUUAUCAAUGAUGAUGUGGAUUAGAAAUGGAAUUCGCAAGUGUGCUACGAAGAAAAUGGCCAAGGACCUCCCUCCAAGAGAAAAGAUAAACCCGAUGCCGCUGGAGCUGAACACUCCAACACACACUGAUAUAUGAAGACAAAGUGUGUGAAGAGGAAGUUUAUUAUGUAUAUGUUAAUAUAAAAAUUUUAUAUAUAAAUAAAAUGUU